CGGAAAGGCGAUUAAAGCGAUAGAGCAGUGGACAAAGGCUAACGAAGCCGUGAAAAUUGCGUCUGAAAAGGUGAAGGAGGAAGAAGCAGCUUUUCCGAAAGACUUACGAGGAUCAUCUUCGGAGGGGAUGUCUGGUUUUACUGGCCUUGAGUUUGGCAGAAAGAUCUUUCAAGAGGCCAUUGAAGAAGC
Messenger RNA from Amoebophrya sp. A25, 189 nucleotides. The record is from the annotation of a GenBank genome assembly. Lineage: Eukaryota; Dinophyceae; Syndiniales; Amoebophryaceae.